Molecule: messenger RNA, 5647 nt
Organism: Larimichthys crocea (large yellow croaker)
Lineage: Eukaryota; Metazoa; Chordata; Actinopteri; Sciaenidae
Product: sia-alpha-2,3-Gal-beta-1,4-GlcNAc-R:alpha 2,8-sialyltransferase
Exons: 4
Coding region: 437-1558 (373 amino acids)
Biological process (GO): N-glycan processing; oligosaccharide metabolic process
Molecular function (GO): alpha-N-acetylneuraminate alpha-2,8-sialyltransferase activity
Source: RefSeq, a predicted model, not a curated record
AGAAGCUCAGUGUGUGUGUGUGUGUGUGUGAGGGGGUGGAGGUGGUGGUGAUGCUGCUGGUGCUGUUGCUGGCGGUGGACGGGGGUUGUCUUUUAGCUGGCUGAAUGUGUUGACACGCAUUUCUGCUCCAUCUUCUUGAUUAAAUCGGCAGCCUGGAGGGGAGUCGCAACCGUGUGUGAAGCAGCAGCAGCAGCAGCAGGAGCAGCAACAGUCAGGAGGGCUGGGCAGGGAAAAGGAAUGAGAGCGGACCGAGCCGUGGCAUCUUCACCAUGCAGCCGACCACCACCAGCCGUCCAUUUUAUACGAUUAUAUGAGCCGAUGAGCGCCAGUUUGUCUGUAUCUUACAGAGGGGCAGCAGCGGUGUGUAGUCCCGGCGAUGACAACAUAGGCCAACGCCUCCCUGCAGCUACAGACAGGGAAUGAAAACGCUCCCAAGAUGGUCCGCAUCGCAAAGGCCCUGGGUUUGGUUAUUCUGUGCGUCGCUGUGCUCAUACUGUCUCUCAUCAGCUAUGUGUCACUAAGAAAAGACAGCCUCUUCACCUCCUCUAAAUAUUACAUGGGAGGCCCGCGGAUUAUGUUCCAUGCAGGAUUUCGGUCUCAGUUUGCCAUGAACUUUCUGGACCCCUCUUUCAUCCCAUUAACUAAUGCCCUGAAUGAGGAGCUCCAAGGAAAACCUUCCAAAUGGAAGUUCAACAAGACUGCUUUUUAUCAGCAGAGGAAAGAUAUUUUCAGCUAUAUCGACAUUCCCAACAACUUCUCCCUCACAAAGAACAGUGUGCGUGUUGGCCAGCUGAUGCACUUUGACUACUCCAGCCACAAGUAUGUCUUCUCCAUCAGCAACAACUUCAAAUCCCUGCUCCCAGAAACAUCUCCUAUCCACAACAAGCAUUACAGCAUAUGCUCUGUGGUGGGCAACAGCGGCAUCCUGACAGGAAGCCACUGUGGCCCAGAAAUCGACCAGGCCGACUUUGUCUUCCGUUGCAACUUCGCCCCCACAGAGGUCUACUCCAAGGACGUGGGAAGGAAGACCAACUUAACCACCUUUAACCCCAGCAUCCUGGAGAGAUACUACAACAACCUGCUGACCAUUCAAGACAGGAAUAAUUUCUUCCUUAACCUGAAGAAGCUAGAGGGAGCCAUCCUGUGGAUCCCUGCCUUCUUCCUUCAUACGUCAGCUACAGUAACCAGGACCCUGGUGGACUUCUUUGUGGAGCACAAGGGCCAACUGAAGGUUGAACUGGCCUGGCCAGGAAACAUCAUGCACGAUGUCAACAAAUAUUGGAAGACUAAAAACCUCUCCCCCAAACGUCUCAGCACUGGAAUCCUCAUGUACACACUGGCCUCUGCCAUGUGCGACGAGAUCCAUCUCUACGGCUUCUGGCCCUUCGGCUGGGACCCUAAUACAGGCAAGGAUCUGCCUUACCACUACUACGACAAGAAAGGGACCAAAUUCACCACCAAGUGGCAGGAGACACACCAGCUGCCCAGCGAGUUCAAGCUGCUCUACAAGCUGCACAGGGAAGGUGUGAUUAAACUCAGCUUGACACACUGCACUUAGACAUAAAAUGAGUGUUGGAUGGUUAGGAGACUCCAGAGACCAUGACCCAGAUACAUCAGCUUAGCUCAAACUUCUGUUGUGACCCAUAAUGCAUGAUAAGUGUAAUUUACGACAGCCCCAUUUAACAAACACACACUCACAUCACACUGUAAUUUCACAUGAAGAUAUCGGGCUCAUUUGGGAUGUCAGUCGCAGAUAUAUCACAGCAUUGUUGCUCAUUCGGUAUAUUGUCGUCUUCGGUACCACAGUUAGGACUUUUAUGCUGCUCAGUUGCUUCCAUUACACUCCUUUGCAUGGCUGAUGGCCGUGGCUAAACAGCUCAAACAGAACAAAUGUCUAUUUUAACUGGAGUCCACAGGGGAUUCAGCUGUGGAAACACAAACAGUUAAAUCUUCCAGUUCUGUUUAACACAGUAUCGAUUGAUUAAUCGCCUUUUACAACAGUAUACUGAUUCUGUACACUGAAAUCACUGCCUAAUCUCAGGGAAGGAGUUAGAUCAGUGUUUUUUUGUAAUCAGAUUCAUUGCCUCAAGAGAGGUGCAGUUCCUGUUUUCAGGCCUUUUUUCCCCACGAGGUGUCAGACAAUCUGCACUGCUCUGGAUGAUGGUAUUUGUUUACAAGACUGUACUCUAUAUAUAUACAUAUAUAUACAUGUGUGUCUUUUAUUCUCUGUAGACAGUUUGACUGUCCACUUCAAAUUUUGUUGAGAUUCUUCAAAUUUUUGGAAUAAUAAUUAACAUUCCAACAAUAAGCCAUAAAUUCAUAGACAGAUGAUAGUGUGUUGUUAUUACAGUACUGAAUUUCAGAAAGUGUCUAUAGCCACGCUAGCGGCUACAUUCAAGUCACAGAACUUUGAUUUUCCAAAUAAUAAAUACUCGUCUGUCUUCGGCAACCCACAAAAGUCGUUUUACAACAUUUUGUGCUUUUUUGAAGGUAUUUCAUAUUUAUUAUUUCAUCCACUGUGCAAUAUUGUUUUUAAUCUGCUCCUAAAGUUGCUACUCUAACUUCCUGUCCAAGGAAUGACUCUUAAAAAUGUUUUCAAAGUAAGUAAGUAAGACAUUUCCUGAAUGUCUUUGAGGAAUCUGGAAAUACAUUCAAAACAGCUGUAUUUUGUAAUUUUGUUAAACAACUUCAUAAAUUUGUCUUAAAGAUUGCAGGGAGUUUAUUUUUUAGAAGAUCAGAUUUAGUUCUGUGACUCGAACGUAAUGUCAAUUCAGGAAACCGGGGUCACAAACUGGGGUUAGGUUGCACUGGCUAGUCAUAAGCUAAGAUAAAUAGUUUGUUGUACAUUUUAACUAGCUCGUUUAAAACUAGCGAGUUAUAAAACUGGAACCUCAUGGUGACGAGAGGACCUCAGGAAGUCUACAGUAACCCCCAGUAAUACCACAAAUUGACGUUUUACACUUGUUUUUUUUUUUUUUUGUAUUUAGAACAAAAACGAUAUAACAAUAGUUAGCGUUAGGGGUUCUGGUAGUCAGAUUUGGUUAUCUUAAGACAGAUCCAGGCUAGCUGUUUCCUCUAUUUCCAGUGUUUAUGCCUAGCUAGCUAGCUGCUAGUUGCAGCAUCAUUCUAUGGCGAUUUUCUCAACGAACUCUUGCGAGAAAGGAAACAAGCAUACUAUUGAAAUAUUCCUUUAAAACCCAAUAUCUUUGCUUGUAAAUGAAUUAUUGUAAGCUGUGAUCUAACUUCCAAAGGUAGUUAUUGGGUGCAUACAUCUCCUCGUCCAAUGGAAAUGUAGGAAUGACUUUAUUUUAUAUGCAUACAGAGAUAUAUGUAUAUUUAUAUUUCUCAGUUAAGAUAGUCAUCAGAUUAGCAUGAUUGGAAAAUCAAUAACGUGUUAUUCGGUCAUUUAGUAUAACAUUACUGACUGGAUUUUGUAAUUUCAGAUGUAUUAUAUUAUUUUGCAAAGUGCAAUUUAAAAUUUCCCAAGUGUACAUCAUUUCACAGCUGUGCGUCAACCGAAUUCCAUCAUCUCUUUUACUCUUAAAGGUCCAGUGUGUAACAUUUAGUGGGAUCUGUUGGCAGAAUGUGGAAGAAAUGGAACAUAAUAUGCAUAACUAUGUUUUUAUUAGUAUAAUCACCUGAAAAUACCAAUCAUUGUGUUUUUGUUACCAUAGAAUUAGCCCUUUAUACCUACAGAGAGAGUGUCCUCUUCCACAGUAGCACCAUGUACAGUAUCCCUAAAUGGAUAAACCAGCCACUGGCUCUAGAGAGGGCCUUUUACACUUUUUGUGAGUUUAAUGGCCACCAAGGUUUCUCCUUUGUGUUUGAAAGGUUGCUUGCAAUCUUCAACCCUAACUCAAUAGAUACUAAAUGCUACACACCUGACCUUUAAGUCUAAAUCUCAUAUACAAGCAAGAUGACAUUAGUUUGUCAAUGUCAGUUGAUUCAGUUAGCUGUGCAACAAUUACAGCUGGCAGUUCAGCAGGUGUAAAUAAAUGGAGUUAGUAACUACCAUUAGUAACUACUACUACUAAUAGUAAUAAGUUACUAUUAGAAACUAAUAUUUAUGUAAGAACUAGUUUUCUGUGGUGAAAAGUGUGAUGUGUGAAUCUUCACAAGCUAAAUUUGAAUUUACAAUUAACAGGGAAAAAAAUUGUUGCAUCAAUGAAAAAUGUAGACAAUAUUUUGUAAUGCUCACCAAUAAUAGGAUAAAAAUAUCAAGUUUGACUAGAUUGGUACCAGACUAGGACCAUCCUGUAACCUAAAUUGCUAGCGUGGCUAAAACAUCAGGAAAUAUAACAUUUUGGACGCAGUUUCUUCAAUUAUUUAGGUACCAACAACAAAUCUUGAGGUUUCAAUUACUAUUUCAAUUCUGAAAAUAUUAACAAAGAGACCACACUAUUCAUUAUAGAGCCUUUGUUGAAUGGGGAAAGUGAUUUACUGAUGAUAUAACCAUAUCAGUUCCAAUAUUUGUGACAUAAAACAGAGGAAUGAAUGAAUGUUACAUGAUUUACUGCAUCUUGUAUAAAGAGCAUGAUCCAUUUAAAUGGCAUUGCAUGUGAGGCACUAACAAAUCUUUUAGGCUAGUUUUAUACAACCUUUUUGAAGAUUGUUUUGAAGGUAAUAUUUAGUUCUUUGCUAUUGUUUGUAUUCCUGAUGGUGUAUUCCUUAAGAAUAUCACCAGUGUCUUUGUAUGAGAGAUAUUUGAAGGAUAUAAAAUAACACUACUGCUAUAUUCCACAUGGGACCAAACCUCUACAGAUCAACUUAAAAAUGAACAAGCUUUAUUUUUUGUACAUGUCGAUAAUCUUUCUCAAAAACAGUCCACCCUAUCAUGCCAGACUGAAGCAGAUUGGUGGAUGUGGGGUUCAGGAUGUCUGAGCCCAAACUGUAAAAGCUGGCCACAUGACCAUCUCAUGACUCUGCAACAUGUGCUCCUUCUUGCAAAUUCUGGUUUAGGCAGAGGUUUAAUACACAGGGCAAGGCAUUCACAUUUACCAGAUGUAGUGUGCUCUUGUGCUCAUUCAGAUGGCAGGCCUUUGCUUGCCAUCGAGUCCUACACAAAGUGUUUUUUGUCUGUCUCCUUAGGCAAGAUGAACAUUUCAGAUACUAAAUUUUUAUAUCUCGUCUCCAAAUCACAGUGCAGUCACCACAACAACCAUGAAAACACAUAUCUGAUGAAAAACGUUUGAAUAGCUGAUUUUUAAACAAUUUAAUUGAUGUCAUAGAUGUGUACAUUUAAGAAUAAGUUCUUUAGUCCCUUCAUUAGGAAUGUUUUGUAGAUACACCAAAGACCAUGUGUUUAGAGGAAAAAUGUUGCUUUAGCUUGAUACAGAUUGAUUUGGGAUGUUGGACACUAUGUGAAAACUAACCGCAAGUAUUAUUGUAGAAGAAGUGGAAUAUCCCUUAUUUGAUGUUGAAUUUGCUGUUGAAUAUCACUUUUUGUGGCACAGAAAAUUAUUUCAAACUUUUGCUUUUAUGGCUUGAACCGAAGUAAUGUAGUGGAAUUUAUUUGUGACUCCAUGAUUGUUCUCCUAUAGAUCGAUUUGUUUGAAAAAUUCACUGGCGCUGACAUGAAUGCUGGACAUUUUCCUCCUACAAAAAGUUUCUCCUCACUUUCAAAGUCGAUGUGUAGAAUGUGUCUAAA